AAUAGAAAGACUUGUUCGAAUGUGGGAGGCGAACAGCUCGGACAGCUUCUGUGACACAACACCACCACCACACCACCUGCUACUCUUUUCUACUCUCUCUCUCUCUCUCUCUCUAAACAUGUACAUUUCUUCACAGUAGCACCCUCCCUCUCUCUUUUUCUCUCUAUAUCUAUAUAUAUAUUUAUAUCACCACAAAAUGGUUACUAUCGCCACCGAGUCCCAAGCCUCCGGCCUAAAACCAGAGUCCCUCAUUCGAAUCGACAUCAGCACACUGUCUCAGUCGGAGCUCCACGCCCUAUCUCUCUGCUCCGACGCUGCAUUCGAUCUCCACCGCACCCACGACGUUGUUGUCCCCCAAAUUGACAAAACCCUCUUCAACGAGAGCGCCGGAAGCCGCCGCCAGACCUAUUCCCGCCUCCGCCUCGACUCAACCUCCGCCGGCCACCGACGCCGCCUCGCCGGCCUCAUCCCCAACCCCAAACCCCCUCCCGCCCCCACCAACCAUGACCCCGAACGCGCCGAAAACAAAUCCAUCGUCAAUUACCUCAAACACCUCAUCUCCGGCAACGACAUCGAAAAUUUGCCACCGGAAACGGAGGCGGUUCAAGAAACACCGACUACUGCCUAUGCACAAGCGGAAUUGGGUAUCCAGGAACUGCAAAUUGCGCUCCAUUCUAGCGAGAGAAAGAGAAAGAGGGGGCGAAAACCUAAGCUGAAGGUUGUGGAAAAUGGUGAUGGUGGUGGUGUUGAAUUGGAGAUUUUGAAUAGGAAUGGUGCGGCUGUUGAUCUUGCGGCAUUGGCAAAUGGGGAUGAUUUGUAUGGCGCAGAAUUGAGGAGGAGGACUUUUGGGUUGGAGACUGAAGAGGAAGUGUUAGGGUUUUUGAGGGAUUUGGAGGGACAGUGGGGUAGUAGGAGGAGGAAGAGGAGAAUUGUUGACGCCAGCGAGUUUGGCGACGCAUUGCCGGUUGGAUGGAAGCUCUUGCUAGGACUCAGGAGGCGAGAAGGCCGUGUGUCUGUAUACUGUCGCAGAUACAUAAGCCCUACUGGACAACAGUUUGUAUCCUGCAAGGACGUCUCUUCAUAUUUGCAUUCCUAUUUUGGACUUGAUGAUGCAAACGAGCCAAUGGAGCAGAGUGGCAACAUUCAGCAGGCCUACGGAGUGGCUUCUGAAAGUCAUGUAGGUCUUAACCAUAAGGAUGAUAACAGAAAGCAAGAGAUCCUUCCCAAUUCAAUUUUACCCAGUUCAUUAAUUUCUGAUGCACAUGAGAAGGAAGUUGUCUUAAUGGAGAUUGACAAUCUGGCCGAGGUUCAAGUGCGGGAUCUUUUUGAAUGUUACAAAUGCAACAUGACUUUUGAUGAAAAAAAUACGUAUCUGCAGCAUCUGUUAUCAUUUCACCAGCGGACCACAAGGAGGUAUAGACUUGGUACAUCUGUUGGGGAGGGUGUGAUAAUUAAAGAUGGAAAAUAUGAAUGCCAGUUCUGCCAUAAGGUAUUUCAGGAAAGGCGAAGAUACAAUGGCCAUGUGGGAAUCCAUGUGAGGAACCAUGUCAGGAGUUCUGAAGAAUCACCUGGUGAGAUUGCAGUAGCAAAGCACAUUGAAUCUUCAUGCCAGGAUGAGUUGCCUCAGAGGAUAUCUAAAAUGGAUGCUUUAAUUGAAAUUGCCCAGAGUUCUAUUUUAGAAAGUGGCAGUGGACCUAAUGAUAAACUUGAUGAUGAUUCAUCUCAUAAGCUAAACAUGGUUACCAGACCAGAAAUUCUUGCUGCCCAUUCUGAUCAUGAAUUAAGCUUGGCUUCUCAACCCUGUGACAAGGAAUUGGAAGACCACAUGACCAACAGAGCUUCGAGUCAAGAGAAAAAUCAGCAUGGUAACAAGUCUAAUAUGACUUCUUUUUGUACAACCACUUCCGAGCAUCCCAAGCCUAGUGAAGUGGAAAAACAUGGAAAUAGUGAGCUAGAGAUUGGUUUUGCAAACAGGCACAUCAAACCAAAUGAUGUUGAAACAGAGAGUGUAGGGCAUCCUGUUGAAGAAUUUGUUGUUCAGAACAUGGUUGCUGUCUCUUCAAUGCCCAAGCCUAAUGAAGUGGAUAAAUGUGGAAAUAGUGAGCUAGAGAUUGGUUUUUCAAACAGGCACAUCGAACCAAAUCAUGAUGUUGUAACAGAGAGUGUAGGGCAUCCUGUUGAAGAAUUUGUUGUUCAGAACAUGGUUGCUGACUCUUCGAUGCCCCUGACUGAACCAGACAAGCACAUCAAACCAAAUCACGAUGUUGUAACAGAGAGUGCAGGGCAUCCUGUCGAAGAAUUUGUUGUUCAGAACAUGGUUGCUGACUCUACAAUGCCAGAGAGUGUAGGGCAUCGUGAUGUUGUAACAGAGAGUGUAGGGCAUCCUGUUGAAGAAUUUGUUAUUCAGAACAUGGUUGCUAACUCUUCGAUACCCUUGAUUGAACCAAGCAGGCACAUCAAACCAAAUCAUGAUGUUGUAACAGAGAGUGUAGGGCAUCCUGUUGAAGAAUUUGUUAUUCAGAACAUGGUGGCUGACUCUUCGAUGCCCCUGAUUGAACCAAGCAGGCACAUCAAACCAAAUCAUGAUGUUGUAACAGAGAGUGUAGGGCAUCCUGUCGAAGAAUUUGUUAUUCAGAACAUGGUGGCUGACUCUUCGAUGCCCCUGAUUGAACCAAGCAGGCACAUCAAACCAAAUCAUGAUGUUGUAACAGAGAGUGUAGGGCAUCCUGUCGAAGAAUUUGUUAUUCAGAACAUGGUAGCUGACUCUACAACGUCAGAGAGUGUAGGGCAUCCUGUUGAAGAAUUUGUUAUUCGGAACAUGGUCGCUGACUCCUCAAUGCCCCUGGCUGAACCAUUACAACUUCCGGCGUUUACUGCUAUACGAAAUGAGGGAGCAGAUGAACUUUGUAUGGUUGAUCAAAAGCAUCAUAAUGCAACAGGGUUUGAGGAGUUGAGGUUUGAUGAAUUAGAACCUUUGAAAUUCAGUUUUGUGAAUGGGCAAGAGUCACUGUCUCCACCAGAGGUAUCCAUGGAGUUGGCAAAUGAUGCAGGGAUGGAAGUGGGGUUCUCUUCCUCGGUCCAAUUUGAAUCGGAGGCAAUCAUGUUAAGCAUGACUUCUAGGCAUCAGCUUACAACUAUAUGCGUAUGGUGCAGAGUAGAGUUUAACAUUGAGGCUUUCGAUUCUGAAUCUCAAUCAGAUUCUGUUGGUUUUAUGUGUCCAACUUGCAGGGCUAAAAUCUCCGGGCAGCUUAAUGUAUUGGAUGGUGGCCUGUCCGCAAAUUCACACUUUUUCUGAUCAAUUUUGCCUCUCCCACAUGGUUUUUAAGGAUGAUUCUUCUCAGAUGGGAGUGGUAUGGUUGGUGGGAGAUACUUAAAGUGGCCAAACUUGCAACAGGAAGUGAACUGCACUUGUGCAAUGAGAAAAUUGCAUUGCGAUGGAAUCUCGUAGCGAGAAUCAGGAAGUAGACUUCACUGUUAUGUAUGUAUAUGGUCUUUUUGCUGGAUAUUAUCCGUCAAAUAUAGUUCCUAGGCUUGUUGUGUGUGUUAUCAUAUGGUGCAUUGUCUCAUAUCAGUCCUUUUGGUGGUAAUAAACUAGAAAUUAAGGAUGACUGAGUCGCCAUGGACUUGAAUCAAAUAUACGUAUAUAUAAUACAUGUAAUAAUGUGUAUUUAUUUGUAUGUUUUAUUUCCUUCA
This is a messenger RNA of Cornus florida, 3693 nucleotides long. RefSeq lists its product as uncharacterized. The transcript is spliced from 5 exons. Bases 197 to 3295 code for a protein of 1032 amino acids. The record is from RefSeq and is a predicted model, not a curated record. NCBI's taxonomy places the organism in Eukaryota, Viridiplantae, Streptophyta, Magnoliopsida, Cornales, Cornaceae. Gene Ontology annotation, molecular function: DNA binding.